AAGCCUGAAGAAUCCGAGGACAGAGGUCUGAGAGACAGACUGAGACUGAACCUGAAUCAGACUGAAGGAUCCGAGGACGCAGGUCUGAGAGACAGACUGAGACUGAACCUGAAUCAGACUGAAGGAUCCGAGGACGCAGGUCUGACAGGCUGAGACUCUGAAUCUGAACCAGACUGUUCAGAACCUCACCGUGUUUUAUUUUGAAGCCUCAGUGUUUUAUUUUGAAGUGCUGCAGCUGCAGGUGACGUCAUGCCGUGGCUGCUGUCCUCUCAGCUAGAGCGGUUGUCUUCGUCUCCGUCGGAGCGGCAGUGUGAGCGGACGGCGUUCUCCUUCUACUGCGCGGUGCGCGAGCUGCAGCCGGUUUGGCUGCUGGAGGAUGCGCGCAGGAUGGAGGUGUUCUGCUGGGACGACGGCCGGCCGCGCGCCUUCUCCGCCUCGGAGGCACUGCUGUACGCUGUCGUGCAUGACCAUCAGGACUACGCACGCUACCUGCUCACCAGGUACUCAGUGAGCGCACUCAGUGCACCCCGCUGCAGCUUCUGUUGCUGCCGGAGUGGCGGAGCACCGCAUCUUAACGUGGCGGUGCGCUACAACCGUGUCUCCAUCCUCGCCAUGAUGGUGGAAGCACUGAAGGACUAUGACACGGAGAGCGUGCGGCGGGACUACCUGGACAGCUGCGGUGGCUGCGCACAUGUGGCGGAUGCAGGAAAGACAGCAUUGCAGCUGGCAGUGGAACUGUCGCGGCCGGACUGCCUGCUGCUGCUGCUGGUUCACGGCGCGCCGCCACACGGCCUUGAUAUGGCGCUGCAGCGACUCGACUUGUCCGCCGCGGGGGAACGGCGUGACGCUCAGCGAUGCCUGGACUUCCUGCUGCUCUUCCUGCCUGAAGCACCUGCGCUGCGCCACCUGCAGGACGAGACGCAGCGCUGGCAAAGCCUGCUGGGAAAUGAAGUUUUCAGCUGGCUGUGCGGCCUGGCUCCGCCCCCCCUGCUGCUGCAGGCUCUUAGGACUUUGGCCCGGUCUGUCCCAGGUCAGAUUUCACACCUGCCCGCCCUCCUGCAGCCGCUCAACUGGCCCUGACACUGCUGUCACCAUGGAAACAGACUGUAAACACCUCGGGACUGCUGUGAUUGGCCGGUUGGUUAAUGACGUUAAUACAAUGUAAACAAAGACUGACCUGAUCACUGAUACUCAGGUGAAAACCUUUUAUCUCCAGACAAUCAAUUUAAGGUAAACACUCAGGGUUUAGGACCCUGAGAAGCCAGGUUUCCACCUGACACAGGGAUGUAAAUAUUUACUUUAAUUAAAGUUAAUGACUUUAUUAUGUAACUUUUAUGAUGUUGUGAAAAUGCUGAUCUGAGUUCUAAAUGUGACAAAAACUGUUUAAUAAACUGAAGAUGAAAAUUG
Thunnus maccoyii (southern bluefin tuna) is the source of this 1407-nucleotide messenger RNA. RefSeq names its product ankyrin repeat domain 9 (gene ankrd9). The record is from RefSeq and is a predicted model, not a curated record. The coding region runs from base 250 to 1080 and encodes 276 amino acids. The transcript has a single exon. Lineage: Eukaryota; Metazoa; Chordata; Actinopteri; Scombriformes; Scombridae.